AUGCCGGAGAGUGCACAAAGAAUCGUUUUGCAUUUGCCGAUUUUGCCACGUACCUGCUUCGCCAUUCUGGGCUUUGGUUUGAUCUUCACCUUCCUAUUUUUGAUUAUUUUUCCCCAUGGUUUGAGCUCGCAAUUCCCUUCCGAUCUGACACAAGCCGUCUCUGGAUUUUGGCUCUCCCAACCGCCUUCAACGGGCUGCGGGUCGCAUGAAAGUCUGCAAGGCCGUGGAAUUGUGGCACCCUGGAACCUGCCACAGCCCAAUGCAGAUCGUGGAAUUUACAAGCUGAAGGAUGGUUUCUACUUCGAUGUGUCUCGCUUUCAAAGAGUGCCCUUUGGGCAGUGGAAACGGUUGGUGCCGGUGAUGCAAAAACUUGCCCAAGGAUCCUUGGUGAAAAUCAUGGUGUUUGGGGGCUCGUUCACACUUGGAGGUGAUUGUUGGCAAAGCGCUUCAAAGCGCGGAAUUGCCGGAAAAGAUUGUGCUUGGCCGGCCCGUUGGAAGCAGUGGUUGCACCUGGCGUUUCCAAGUGCUACAGUGCAGGUGGAGAACAUCGCGCAAGGUGGCAGUCCAUCAGCAGUCAUUCUUGGAGGGAUUGGGUUGUACAAUUUCAGCGGUGUGGACCUUAUUUUGGUUGACACAUUGGUGAACGACGCGCACAAUGAGAAUAAGAUGUUGAGCGCCGGAAGCGAGAAAUGGCGAGACUGGGACGGGAACCUUACCAUCUCCGUGGCUUUUGAAGAACUUCUCAGAUCUUUGAAUCAGCUUGCUCCCAAGAGCGCCCUUCUUGCGUUAGAGGCCGGGUGUCCACGUUGCAUCGCAAGUGCCCAGGCACACCGGCGGGUGCUCGAUUUUUACCGGAUACCGUUUUUGGAUGUUGCACGGGCGGUGGCAACAGUUCCUGAGCUUUGGACAUGGGCAAGGACCAGUGCACACCCAGGAUUCAAGACCCAUCAGGCUGUUGCAGACAUGUUGGCCCUCAGCUUUAGGAAGAUUUGGGACCACAUGUUGAAGAUGAAAGUGGAAGACAUGGAUCUGAGCCGGGACUUUAGCAAAGCCUUUCACCCGGCGAAGUAUCGCAACAGGGUGCUGCGGCCGGAUUUCGCUACCAAACGUUUAGCGUGCGCUUUGGAGCCGCUGCAGGUGGUGCGGGGUGCUGCAAGAUGUGCACUUUGGAGGAUGGAAGCUGAGGCCCGUGCCGCAGCCUUGGAGCCUGCGCUUUGGAGCCUCGGUGUUGGUGCAACUGCAGGGUGCCGCUGGAAGGCUUUGGAGUGCCCCCCUGCUGGUGUGAAGUAUACGCGCAGUUCCGAAAAGGCACCUUCUGUGAUGGGAGGCAGCACUGGUUUUGAAGAAAGACCUGCGGUGGCCCAACAGUUGGCCAUUCCAGUGAAACCAGCAACCACUGAGUUUCCGAACUUCCGGAUGAAAUGUUUCCGAAACGAACUCACAUCGACUUACAUCGAGUAUAUGGGGACGAAACUGCAGAGAAAGAGGUUUGAGAGUACCUAUGUGCACAUCCCCUCAAACUUGCCCCGGAACAAGAGCAACGAAUGCCUUUGGAGCAAUGAAUCCGCCAAGUCGACCGUGGCAAAAUAUCUAAAUGACCUUGAUUACUACAAGUUCUGCAACGACUGCCUAGAUUCACCGCACGAUUUGCUUGCUGGAUUUAACACGUCCAAUGGGCUUAGAGACGGCAACAAAACCACCUUGCCUCGCAACUUUUUGCUGUAUGGGCACGUUCAUAUGGCACAAACAAGGGGUUCAGAUUUGAACGGGGCCCUGGCUUUGAAUUAUGAGAGGGUUUGUGGUCACAAAGGCUAUUCAUAUGAUGCCUUCCAAGCCAAUGAAAGAUUCUGGAAGAACCCUGCUAGCAUUGAUAGUGUUGGGCACAGUUUCCCAACGCACAGCAGGCUAAGGGUUCCAUACGAGAUCAUGGAUGAGAUUGGGUACGAAGAUUGUGACUUCGUUUCGCAGGAACGGGAUUGGACAUGGUGGAAGACAUUCUCAUCCUGGAACGUCAGCGUUGAACUGCACCUUCCUUGUCCAGAUCCCAUGGAUCACUUGCUAUCAACCUGCCAUUUUCUCAAUGUAUCUUUCAGUUGUGAAGGGGACCUAGCAGCAGAGAUUGAGCCAUGCUUGGUUUUCAGCAACCGCUUUCACCCUAGCCUGAAUGGGUCAAAGGAGUUUCCGAACUUUCGGAUGAAAUGUUUCCGGGACGAACUCACAUCGAUGUACAUCGAGUAUAUGGGGACGAAACUGCAGAGAAAGAGGUUUGAGAGUACCUAUGUGCACAUCCCCUCAAACUUGCCCCGGAACAAGAGCAACGAAUCCGCCAAGUUGACCGUGGCGAAAUAUCUAAACGAACUUGAUUACUACAAGUUCUGCAGCGACUGCAUAGGAUCUACGGGUGUCACUGCAGCAGAUCAACCCAUUAGCUUCCGGCACAACAUGUCUGGGAAAUGGGACAUCAAGAUGAUGAACCAGACGAAGAGUUCCUCUUGGGGAGCUUCGCCAAUCUCUGAAGUAGACGGCGCCAUGGGUUGCGCCGGCUCCACCGCGCCCGCGCAGCUGUCCCGGCAUGGACAUAGCACCGAGUUAGAGGAGGAUUUUCACCCGGAUCCUUUGGAGCAAAACGAUUUGGAUGCCUUGGACUCCUCCUACGAUACCUGGAGGUGGCGGCAUUUGCCAAAAGGAUGUGUGGGUCAACCCACCCGCAGGCUUCACGAAAAACAUUUGAAGAGACUCAAGAUGAUGCUGCAGGGUGUGGAUGAAAACCCAUGGGUCCUAGCCUCCGAUGUGAAGCGACGUCGAGAUCUCGAGGGUUGGGACAUGAACGGGAGAAUCUGUCGAGUGAGCCUCUAAUGUCACAUGUUGAUGUCGCAUGCGGUCGCAUGUCCAGUGUGGACCAGCUGUUUGAU
This is a messenger RNA of Cladocopium goreaui, 2912 nucleotides long. NCBI's taxonomy places the organism in Eukaryota, Dinophyceae, Suessiales, Symbiodiniaceae. The record is from the annotation of a GenBank genome assembly.